CCAGUCAAUCAGUCAUCAUCGCUAUUAGAGUCUCAGAUUGUCACACAAAACUACACGGCACAGACAGCACAGUAUUCGGCCAUCAGUGAUUUUCACUUGCUAAUUUAGUCCCUGCAACGUCGUCAUCUCUGUUAUGACCUGCUCUUAUACCGCCUAUAUAAUAAGGUAUACCCCACAUUCACUCGGUGACCAUGGUCCGCCUACCACUUCAGCGCUUUAUCAGCUCCAAGAGCACCACUCCAAUUCAGCAGAGUCGGAAUCCAAGUCCGUUGAGAUCGCCAAUGGAAUCCACGUUAAUACUCAGGGUCAAUGUGGUCAAGGGAAGGAACCUCGCAGCAAAGGAUAGAGGAGGCACAAGUGAUCCCUACCUCGUCGUCUCCCUCGGAAGCGCUCGAGACUCGACUCCAACUAUCAGCAAGACUCUAAACCCCGAUUGGAAUGUAACGUUUGAACUACCCAUCAGCGGGGUGCCUCUCUUGGAGUGUGUCUGCUGGGACCGUGAUCGCUUUGGAAGAGACUAUAUGGGAGAAUUCGACAUCCCCUUGGAGGAGAUCUUUGCAGAAGGCGAAACUCAACAUCAGCCUACAUGGUAUACGCUAGAAUCCAAACGGAGACGAGGGAAGAAGAAGGAGCACAUAGUUUCUGGAGAGAUUCUCAUCCAGUUUUCCCUCCUUGACACUGCUAAUCCCAAUGCAAGUCCCGCAGAUACCUAUCGAAAAUUCAAAUCCAUCGUGUGCGCUGCGGAAGAAGACGAUGAUGAUACAACGCUAGCCGCACCUGAUCAGGAUGAUAACGACAAAGACGAAGAGACAUCGGAUGAAACCGAUGACCCUACCAAACCCGAGAUUGUGGAAAAGCGAAGGCGCCGGCUGCGCAUCGCACGAUUGAAACGCAAAUCUCUCGCGGCCCGAGCAUAUCAGUUUUCCGGUGCUUCGAAUGGAGUACAAGGGGUGAUCUUCCUCGAAAUCAAUAAGAUCACUAACCUUCCACCAGAAAAAAACGUCACUCGGACCUCCUUUGAUAUGGAUCCUUUCGUGGUAACCUCUCUGGGACGAAAGACACUCCGUACGAGAGUCGUUCGUCAUAAUUUGAACCCCGUUUAUGACGAAAAGAUGGUCUUUCAAGUCAUGAAACACGAACAGUCAUAUACUAUGAGAUUCACAGUUGUUGAUCGCGAUAAAUUGUCUGGGAACGAUCUUGUCGCGACCGCCGAGCUUCCACUUCAGACCUUGAUUGCAGCUGCCCCAGAGGCCGAUCCGGAGACUGGCCUUUACAAGUUACAGGAGCCUUCCAGGCCGCCGUUGCAGUCUCAGAAGUCACGUUUUCGCCUGCCCAUGUCACGCUCCAACUCUGCAACUAGCUUGAGCAAAUCGUCGAAACCAACUUUAGUAUCUCAAUCCUCCAACCCUUCGCUGAUUACCACGCAAUCUAGCUCUGAUAAAUCCCCACCUACACCUCCCACCUCCGUCCCUUCUGAAACGACAAACAGUUCACUCCUCGACGUCCCCAGUGUUAUUCCACCAAAGGUGGAGGAGACAACUCCGCCACCCCAGAGCUCUGCCGAUGGCGAGGAUCUCAAGACAUACACGAUCCCACUUUUGUUGAAGAACAAGGAAAGAUGGGAAGACAAGUAUUCUCCAGAGCUCUAUAUAAAAGCGAAAUACAUGCCGUAUAAAGCACUUCGCCAACAGUUUUGGAGGGUUAUGCUCAAGCAGUACGACGCUGAUGACAGUGGUCGCCUUAGUAAGAUAGAGCUCACUACCAUGCUCGAUACACUUGGGUCAACUCUGAAAGAAUCCACGAUCGAUGGUUUCUUCAGCAGGUUCUCUGCUGAGAAUGAAUCUAGUGAAGUUAACGAUUUAACCUACGACCAAGCUGUGAUCUGUUUGGAAGAUGCUCUUCAGAAGGUACAGAAAAACAAUUUUGGUGGAAUCGACUCCAAGCUUCGCAAUCUGGUACCAAGCUCUUUAUCUUCAACAGAUGACCGUAGCCCAGACAAUUCUUCUGGCGCGGACGAAACGAUUGAUGCAGAGGGUACAAACGAUCAGCCACAGCAGCUGGAUUUGUCCGAAUUUCCGGAGGGGGAGCAGCCCUCCCCAGGAUAUGGUGAACUCGCACCUGAUGACCUUGCCGAUGACCAGGGUGAAGAGCAUGUCAUUGAAAUUGGAGAAUGUCCACUAUGCCACCAGCCACGUCUGAGCAAGCGAUCUGACGCAGACAUUAUCACCCAUCUUGCAACAUGCGUUAGUCAGGACUGGAGACAGGUUGAUAACCUUGUGAUGGGCGGCUUCGUUACGUCUAGCCAAGCACAACGCAAAUGGUACAGCAAAGUUGUUACUAAGAUUGGAUAUGGAGGAUACCGACUAGGUGCCAAUUCGGCGAAUAUUCUGGUACAAGACCGCAUCACCGGUCAAAUAAACGAGGAGAAAAUGAGUGUCUACGUCCGGCUCGGUAUUCGCUUGUUGUACAAGGGCAUCAAAAGCCGUGACAUGGAGAAGAAAAGAAUUCGGAAAAUGCUUAAGUCGCUUAGCAUAAAACAAGGGAAGAAAUAUGACGAUCCAGCUUCUGCUAGCCAGAUUGAAAGCUUCAUCAACUUCCAUCGACUCGAUAUGUCAGAGGUCCUGGAACCCGUGGAAAACUUCAAGACAUUUAAUGAGUUUUUCUAUCGUAAAUUGAAGCCGGGUGCAAGACCUUGUUCUGCUCCCGACGAGCCGAAAAUCGUUGUCUCUCCUGCUGAUUGUCGCAGCGUGGUCUUUGACCGCAUUGAAGAUGCUACCAAAAUUUGGAUCAAAGGUCGGGAGUUCUCUAUCGAGCGUUUGCUGGGCAAGGCUUAUCCAGAGGAUGUCGCACGGUAUAAGAACGGUGCUCUGGGCAUAUUCCGGCUUGCACCCCAGGACUAUCAUCGCUUCCAUAUACCUGUGGACGGAGUGCUGGGCACUCCUAAGACUAUCGAAGGUGAAUACUACACAGUAAACCCUAUGGCUAUCCGCUCGGCUCUCGACGUUUAUGGUGAGAACGUCCGAGUACUAGUCCCCAUAGACUCUGUCUGUCAUGGUCGGGUGAUGGCCGUAUGUGUUGGUGCCAUGAUGGUUGGAAGCACCGUGAUUACUCGCAAGACUGGUGAGAAGGUGACUCGUGCCGAGGAACUAGGAUAUUUCGCAUUUGGUGGUAGUACCGUUGUGCUGCUCUUCGAACCGGGAAAAAUCCUUUUUGAUAGUGACCUAGUUGAUAAUUCCAAAGGGGCACUGGAAACACUGGUAAGUGCGAUCAAGACGAAAAUGCAUAACACAUGGAAGUCGUUACUAACAACAUCCUCCGUUGACAGAUUCGUGUGGGCAUGUCCAUAGGUCACAGCCCAGACGUUCCUCAAUUCGAGCCUGACGUACGGCAAAAGGAGCACGAGAUCUCUCAGGAAGAGAAAGAGGAAGCCGAUCGCAGGAUCAUGGGUUGAUUGUCGUGCGCUGGGAAUAGUAGAUAGGUAUAUAUUUGUAAUAAUCGAUGAUUAUACGACAUUGUGGCAUGAACGAGUGCAACACAAUGUGAUCUUGCCUGUAGAAAGAAAAGUUA
Molecule: messenger RNA, 3567 nt
Organism: Talaromyces stipitatus ATCC 10500
Lineage: Eukaryota; Fungi; Ascomycota; Eurotiomycetes; Eurotiales; Trichocomaceae
Product: phosphatidylserine decarboxylase Psd2, putative
Exons: 6
Coding region: 192-3347 (1051 amino acids)
Biological process (GO): phospholipid biosynthetic process
Molecular function (GO): calcium ion binding; phosphatidylserine decarboxylase activity
Source: RefSeq, a predicted model, not a curated record